UGUGCCACGUAAUGGUACAGUCCGCUGACGUCCUGCGCGGGAGCGGAAAACGUGCGCCCGACUGUGCGGAAAAGGAAUCGUGUGUUUUCAGUGAGAUCCGGGUGAGACACUGUGUGUUUGCUCAGCAGCAUCAGUUGUGUUAAAUGAAGUCACCAGAUGAAGCUGCAGAAAUGACUCGAGAUUGGAAAUCAGGUGAUCUGAUCUUCGCCAAGAUGAAGGGUUACCCCCACUGGCCCGCGAGAAUCGAUGAAGUCCCAGACGGAGCUGUGAAGCCGGCCAACAUCAAGUUCCCCAUCUUCUUCUUCGGCACCCAUGAAACAGCCUUCCUCGGCCCGAAAGACGUCUUCCCCUACCAGCUCAACAAAGAGAAGUACGCCAAGCCCAACAAGAGGAAAGGCUUCAACGAAGGACUGUGGGAGAUCGAGAACAACCCAAAAGUUGAGCUCACCGCGCCCAAGCCGGUUCCUCCUGGUUCUUUUCUUGAGAAGAACUCAGACAGCGGUCCUGAAGGAGAGGAGGACGCUGACGACAAGGGGGUAAAAUCCAAAGUUCCAGGAAGUGAGGCUGAGCAGGAGAAUGAGAAUGAUGAUGAUGAGGAGGAGGAGGAGGAGAUGGAGAUGGAGAUGGAGGAGGAGGAGGAGGAGAAAGGGUCUCUGAUGUCUGAGCAGGGUCCUCAGGACCAGGAUGGAGCUGCUCCGAAAGAACCCACAGAUGUUCUUAAACCCAAGAGAGGAAGAAAGAAAAAGACUGACCCUGACCAGGAGCCUGAAAAGGACGAUGCUCCUGUCAGCCCUGUUAGUCCUUCAGGUGCAGAGGGUCCCAAACGAAGAGGCAGGAAGCCCAAAAGUGAGAAGAUGCUUCUGCUCCAGCAGCAGAACGACCUGCAGGGCUCAGGAAGUGAAAUGGAAACUGCUGAGGCAGAGAGAAAGAGAAAGAGGGCACCAGAGGACAAGUCCAAGAGCGGAGAGGAGGAGAAGAGAAAGAAGAGGGAGGACAGCAAAGGAAAGGAGGCAGAAGUGAAGGAGCCGGAAGCCAAGAAGAAGAAGCAGUCCAAGGAUGACGGCUCGUCUGGCUCUGACGAUGAAGAGAAAAAUAAAGGCAGAAAGAAACAAAGCUCAGAGACGGACAAAGACGCCCGGCGGCGGAAAGCAGAUGAAAUAAGAGAGCCGAACAAGGAUGAUGGGAAGAAAAAUGAAGAGAAGACGGGAGUAAAGAAAAAAGAGCUGUCGACUGACUUGAAACUCCAGAGACUGCACAGUGAAAUCAAGAUUUCACUGAAAAUUGACAACCCUGAUGUGAAGAAGUGCUUGGAUGCAUUAGAUGAGAUCGGCGCCCUUCAGGUCACAACCCAGCACCUGCAGAAACACAGUGAACUCAUUGCCACGCUCAAAAAGAUCCGCAGGUUCAAGGCCAGUCAGGACAUCAUGGACAAGGCCACCAUGUUGUAUAACAAGUUUAAGAGCAUGUUCCUGGUUGGAGAAGGUGACUGUGUGCUCAGCCAGGUCCUGAACAAGUCCCUAGCUGAACAACGGCAGCACGAAGAUGCCAAGAAAGGAGCAAUGAAGAGAGUUGAACAAGCCAAGGAAAACAACUCAGACAAGAUGACAAAUGGUGAUACGGGCCCCGACGAGAAGAAGCAGGAGACGGAGAAGCUGCUAGAAGACGCCUCAGCGGGAGAAAAUCACAGUGCCCCGGAAGCUCAGGAAGAGUCCACCUGAGUGUGGUCUGCUGCUGCUGCUGCUCCUCUGUCCACACUGAGCUCACCCACUGGGAUCUCCUCCUGUCCACCUCCUCUCGAUGACUAAUGACAAACACUGGUUUCCAGAUUCCUGACUGCUUUCUGUCGGAUUUGCUGCUCUAAGGCUUCAGUGACCCUCCAGCCCUGAUAACGACUGACCACACGGUUUAUUUUUGUACUUUGUGUUUUCUUUACCUUUCUGGCUCCUCGUCUUACAAGCAUCUGUUGAAUCUGGUUAACGGUGUGAAGAGUUAGCACUUGUAGAUCUGUAGCGCUGAGAACUUAGUACUUAAUGGGCACGCUCACAGAGAGCAGGUCAGCACCAGCAGGACCUUCGACCCAAUAGAUGUUCUCUCUUUCACAUUUCAUUAUGUUUUUUGACAUUUACACAAUCAAUAGUUUAAUCUCAUCUUCAGCUUAAGUUAUAUUGAAGUACGGAGGCCACAGACACCGUCGCCACGUCCGCAUAAUCGUUUCAUAGAAGCAUCACUUCAGAUACGCACGCUGAAGAUCCUCGAGUUUGCCAAAGUUUCUUUUGCCAAGAAAAUGCUUUAUUCUCAAACAUGUCCAAGUGUCUGUUUUAAAGUUGUUGUUUUUGUUUCCUUUUAACAAAGUGUAGAUGUAAAUAAGAGUAUUUUUGUGCCUGUCUGACGACCUGUUUCAGCCUCCAUUAAUAAAGUAGAACAUAUACUAACA
Hippoglossus stenolepis (Pacific halibut) is the source of this 2434-nucleotide messenger RNA. It is a transcript of the gene psip1a, whose product is annotated as PC4 and SFRS1 interacting protein 1a. Gene Ontology annotation, molecular function: double-stranded DNA binding; transcription coregulator activity. Gene Ontology annotation, cellular component: nucleus. NCBI's taxonomy places the organism in Eukaryota, Metazoa, Chordata, Actinopteri, Pleuronectiformes, Pleuronectidae. Bases 144 to 1718 code for a protein of 524 amino acids. The record is from RefSeq and is a predicted model, not a curated record. Gene Ontology annotation, biological process: regulation of transcription by RNA polymerase II. The transcript has 18 exons.